AUGGCGCGCGAAGUGGAGCGCCAGCAAGCUCUGGGAACUCUGAGGCCGCCAACUCCAACAGGACUUCCAACCCCCCGAAUGGGCGUCGGGGUGGAAAGACCACUGGGGCCAGGGAUCGGGUCCAGUGGAUUGGCGGACGAAGGCGGAGAGGAGCCGGAGAUCCAGGAAGAGGAGGAGGAUGUGCCGUACGACGAGGGAAGGCGAGGUGCGGGGGCUACAGCGAGGCCCGCAUUCGGAUGGGUGGAAGGGCCGACAGCAGCGGCAGAAUUUCGGGAGCCGCGCGGAACGACCGCCGGAGUGGGGCGCGGCGUGUUCAAAGGGGCCGUCCAAGGAAACCCGAUGCAACCCUUCCCCAUGCCUCCCAGACAGCAUCAACGGGCCGCAGAAUGGAUGCAAAGGAGGGAAGAGCUCAAACUGGAAUACGGAGGGGAAUCAUCUGAACUGAACUUUUUCCUCAUUAGCAUCAGAGGAUAUAUGGAAGACAAUGCACACACAUUCCCCUCCGAAGGAAGCAUGGUUCGGGCCAUCGGCAACACACUAAAGAGAGGAGCAGCCAGCUGGUAUGUGCAACUACAUGCCAGACGCGACCCGUGCCUGAGGUCAGUACCCCGCUUCCUCGCCGCACUGGAAAACCGGUUCAGAGACCGGCUAGAGCAAUUGAGGGCUCGAGACCAGCUUAAAGGAAUAAAGCAGAGGGACAAAACGGUGCCCGAGUACGCAGAGGAAUUCCUCCAUCUCGCGGAAAGGGUGCCAGAGUGGUCUGAAGUGACCAAAGUGGAGAUAUUCAAAGAGGGACUACGCCCCGAGGUUUUCAGUUGGGCAGCGCACAGAGACGACCCAGAAACACUCCAGGGCUGGAUACAACUAGCGGGGCGCGUCGAAUCCACCCUGGCCCAAGUAAAGCGUUUCAGGGGCGGCGGCGGCCAGCAAAGACCGGUGGCGAGGGGUCGAGGAGAAACGAGGAAGCAGGAAAGGCCCGGAGGGAGGCCGGGGAUCCCCUUCAAAGGAGAUGACAACAAACCCAAGCCGGGAUGCUUUGUAUGUGGGAAGACGGGCCAUCGAGCAGCAGAAUGUUGGGCCCGGAAGGGGGAGCCGCCAAAACCCUCAAAGCCCAAGCCAGCAGCCGGGAGACGAGCGGAGGAGGAGGUGCGAGCCCCAGAAUCUCCGGAAAGGCUGAAUUGUGAUGAAAGAAGCACCGAAGAGGAGGAUGGAGAAAAAGAGGGCGCCAUGUCAUGGAACCAAGUCCCAGGGCUGAAUUUCCAAGCCCUGGACUUGGAGUCAUAACAUAAAUAAUCCUGGAAGCACCUGGCAGAAGAAGAUAGAAGAGCCUGGGAACUCGGGGUUGAAAGUGUAAACAAUUAUAAUUGGUAGAGUGUGUGGGAAUAGUAGAAAUGUGAUACAGGGGGUGGGGUUUGAUGAUGAUAUUUGCGUGUGGUGUUACGUUGCAUCAGAGGUGAUAAAAAUGAUUGUAUGUAAACAUUAGGUCAUUCUCGACUUUUUCCAAAGUCAUGUAUUCUUCAAUAAAGAUUGAAUUUGAGAGCAGCUAU
Messenger RNA from Anolis carolinensis (green anole), 1547 nucleotides. RefSeq lists its product as uncharacterized. The record is from RefSeq and is a predicted model, not a curated record. NCBI's taxonomy places the organism in Eukaryota, Metazoa, Chordata, Lepidosauria, Squamata, Anolidae. The coding region runs from base 1 to 1284 and encodes 427 amino acids. Gene Ontology annotation, molecular function: nucleic acid binding; zinc ion binding. The transcript has 2 exons.